AUGAAUGCAACCAGUCAGUCACUCACGUAUAAUGCAUGAAUGCAGUCGUUUAGUUCAAUUCAACAUGCGAUCAAUGUUAGUUUUUGUCAUCUUUAUGAGUGUAUUUUAUCCAUGUGCUACCGGUACUUUUUUGGAUUCUACCGCUUCAGCACUGGGAAGUCUCUAUAAGGCGGCUGCAGGCGACAUUGACAGCGAUUAUGCGUAUGACAAAAACAAUGUCAUGGCGGAUCGACUUCAUCGAGUGUUGAAUUCAUCAGAUGAUGUCAUUAGCCUGGAGCUGCCUGGUGUAUCGCCGAUAGGUUGGAAAGAUGUCUUUCGGGCCGGAUCUCAAUUCGCAGAAGUCAUUGCGGACUCAUUUGACUAUAUCGGGUUGCCGAACAGCUUGCCGGAUCUUUCCAACUACGGCUUCGAUUCAGAUUAUAUCCAAAGUCGACUGAAAUAUUGGAACUGGGAGAAAUUUACGAAUGAUAUCAUGACGUUUGCGGAUAAUGACGUGGCCGAUGAUGGGGUUGAAUCCGAUUCGUAUAGCAGUAAUAUAGACAUGAUGACUGAUCUGAUUCACUCGUAUACAAGUUUUGAAGCGAGCGUGGAAGCCAAAGCGGAAUUACCACCAGAAUGCUUCAUGACAGUCCCUCAGAUGGUGCGAUAUACAGGAUAUCCUUGUGCUGUGUACACCACGGUAACAAAGGAUGGAUAUAAAUUAACGAUGCACAGGAUUCCAUUCGGCAGCAAAGAAGCAGAAUUGACAAGUGGGAGAUUACAAUCAUUCGAAGACACUGGACGUCGAAAAUCAAAGGGAAAGCGAACUAGAAGAGGGCGUGACAAGCGACCAGUCGUUUUUCUUCAGCACGGAAUUCUUUCCGAUUCCUCAUGUUGGGUAACAAACGGGCCGAAUCGCAGCUUGGCUUUUGUGUUGGCUGAUGCAGGAUUUGAUGUUUGGAUGGGAAACAUCCGCGGAAACACUUACUCACGUGAUCAUGUGUACUUAAAUCCCGAUACAGAUGAAAAAUACUGGAGAUUUUCAUGGCAGCAAAUGUCUGAAUAUGAUCUACCUGCGAUGGUAGACGCAGUACUGCGAUUGACAGAUCAAACUAGUCUGUAUUACAUUGGGCAUUCUCAGGGCACCUUAAUAGCUUUUGCUCGAUUAUCAGAAGAUCCCGUUUUUAACAAGAAAAUAAAGAUGAUGUUUGGAUUGGCGCCAGUCGCAACACUUGGUCACAUAAGAAGUCCGAUAAAAAUGUUCUCUGGUUUGACUGACAUUGCGCAAUUUGGAGUGUCUUUGUUCGGAGGCGCUGAAAUUAUGCCAAGUACUUCGCUUUCUAAAUGGAUCACAAUCAAACUGCACAAAAUGACGCAGGAUGAUUCAUUCGCAUAUCAUGGGCAUAAUUUAUUGUUAUUUCUUGUCGGUUUCAACGUAAAGCAUUAUCACCGAGAUAGGUUGGCAGUUUUUCUAGCACAAACUCCGUCGGGAACAUCUCUUCAUAAUUUUAUACACAUGUCUCAACUAGUCUCUUCCGGACGAACUCAGAAGUGGGAUUUUGGUUCAGUCGCUGAAAAUAUGAAAGCGUAUGGACAGGAAUCUCCUCCUGAAUACGACGUGAGUAAGAUUUCGACUCCGGUGGCUUUGUUUUUGGGAUCCAGGGACGAUCUGGCUGAUCCGAGAGAUGCUAGAAUGCUUGCUGCGAAACUCCGGAGUAUGGUGCACUUCCGUAUGAUAAAAUCUUGGGACCAUUUGGAUUUCAUGUGGGGUAAAGACGCUCCAAGUAUGCUCUAUCCAGAUAUUGUAGAAUUCAUCGAAAACAUGGAAAGCAAAUAUAAGAAAUUGAAUAAAAACGGAGCCGGGUUUCGACACAUACGAGGGGUAGAUGAUGAAUUGUGAAUCAUGGCACACAAGGCAUUGUAUUAUUCCAUCCGUAUUAUACAUAGAUGAAGAGAUGGUGUCGUUUCGAGCUUUUUUGUAUAGUAGGAAAACAUAGUAUGUCUGUGACAAAGUCUACUGCCAGUAGAUUUAUUGCCUCGCCCUCGAAGCAUACUCUUGGCCUCAACACUGAAUACAUACUUAAGGUGUAUGUCAACACUAUGUUUUGUUGGUUUCCAUGUAUCGUUGCUUAUUGGACGUUAUAUUGACAAAACAUAUUUGUGACAUGCCCUGUGUUAGAUUGAUUAAAGAACUAUAAAACA
Molecule: messenger RNA, 2181 nt
Organism: Styela clava
Lineage: Eukaryota; Metazoa; Chordata; Ascidiacea; Stolidobranchia; Styelidae
Product: gastric triacylglycerol lipase-like
Biological process (GO): lipid metabolic process
Source: RefSeq, a predicted model, not a curated record